Tachysurus vachellii is the source of this 1647-nucleotide messenger RNA. Its product is annotated as Fc receptor-like protein 5. Lineage: Eukaryota; Metazoa; Chordata; Actinopteri; Siluriformes; Bagridae. Bases 1 to 1509 code for a protein of 502 amino acids. Gene Ontology annotation, biological process: cell surface receptor signaling pathway. The record is from RefSeq and is a predicted model, not a curated record. The transcript has 8 exons. Gene Ontology annotation, molecular function: transmembrane signaling receptor activity.
AUGUUCAAGAAACCUAAACCUGUGGUGAUUAUAAAGCCUGAUGCACAGGUGCACAGAGGAGAGACUGUGACAUUUAAAUGUGAGAUACAGAGCGCAAAAGACACUGAGUGGACAUACAGCUUGUAUAAGAAAGAUUACACAAAGAACUCGUACAAAGAAACACAAGAGUUCAUCAUCAGCUCAGUUACAGACUCUGACAGUGGCACAUACAUCUGCAGAGGGAAGAGCCGUGACUCUCAGUUCUCAGUGGACAGUGAUCCUGUUACACUCACUGUAUCAGCAAGACCAAAGCCUGGAGUGAAGGUACAGCCAGCUGACUAUGACAUUGUGUUUACUGGAGAAACUGUCACUUUCUCAUGUGAGAUAAAGACUGGAGGAUCCUGGGAGUAUCACUGGUUCAGGGAUAAUAAUGAACUCAGAGAUGUUAAAGGAAAGAAAAUCUACAAAAUCACUGAUGUUAAAGAGUCUCAUAAAGGUGUUUACACAUGUAAAGGAACACAGUCAUCAGACCCACAAUACACAGAGACUAGUGAUGCUGUUACACUGACUGUAUCAGAAAAACCUAAACCUGAACUCACAUCAGACCUUAAAGGAGCUGCACUGACAGGAAACCCAUUGAUUCUGUACUGUACACUGAAGCUGCAGUCUGCUGGAUGGAAGUUUUACUGGAUCAAACCCACACAGAGCUCUGAGACUGAGACUGAAACACACCAGUACAUCAUCAGUUCAGUUAUUCUCUCUGAUGGAGGUCAGUACAAGUGCAGAGCUGGAAGAGGAAACCCAGUCUACUACACAGACUACAGUGAUGUACUCUGGGUAAAUGUUACUGGUGAAUCUUCUCCAGUGUCUCUGAUCAUCAGACCGAGCAGAACUCAACACUUUACUGCUGAGUCUCUCUCACUGAGCUGUGAGGACCAGAGUGACUCUACUGGAUGGACAGUGAGACGAUACGCAGACAGUAAGACAUGGUUCGAUUGUUCAUCAGUUUCAGGAUCUACAUGUAACAUCAGCUCCCUCUCUACAUCACACACUGGAGUUUACUGGUGUCAGUCUGAAUCUGGAGGACGCAGUAAUUCUGUUAACAUCACAGUGCACAAUGGUGCUGUGAUCCUGGACAGUCCUGUCCAUCCUGUGACUGAGGGACAACCUCUGAUUUUACAUUGUUUAGAUCGCUCAAAACACUUAGGCUCUGGUGUUAAUUUUUAUAAAAAUGAUUCCAUCCUCCAGAACCAGACUACAGGAGAGAUGAUCAUCAGUAGUGUCUCAAAGUCAGAUGAAGGUUUCUAUCACUGUAAACACCCAGAGAGAGGAGAGUCACCGAAAAGCUGGGUUUCAGUCAGAAAUGGAAAAGCUCCAACAUCUGUACUGAAGCUCCUCAGCAGUGUAGCAACAGCCUCCCUGUAUGUGCUGGUGACCAUCAUUCUGGCAGUGAAAUGUUACAGAGCUCGAGCUGAACCCGAUGAGGACAACAGACCAUACAGAGUGAUAGAAGCUGAAACGUCUUUCUGAGUGUCAGGUUAUAACAUUAUCUAAAACAUCUAUCUUUUAAAUAACAGCAGGUUCCAAUGCAACAGAGAACACAUACAUACAUGUCAUGAUGUAGUAAUGAGUGGUUGUGAGGCUUGAAUUUCUCUGAAAGUAUUAAGG